UAAAAGAAUUACAAUAUAUGGAAUGUUGAUAUUCAAUCAUUAUGAAGAGCAUUAUGAUUUAUUCCAAAUUGAGAUGAUACCAUGGUUAAAAGAAGGUAAAUUGAAAUAUAAAGAACACGUAGUUACCGGUAUUGAAAACGCUUCACAAGCUUUCUUGAAUAUGUUUAAUAGUAAAAAAUUUGGUAAGGUUGUUAUAAAAAUUAAUGAUUUCUAA
Messenger RNA from Funneliformis geosporum, 214 nucleotides. Lineage: Eukaryota; Fungi; Glomeromycota; Glomeromycetes; Glomerales; Glomeraceae. The record is from the annotation of a GenBank genome assembly.